CCUAGCAGCCGCUGUGCUGGCAGCGCCGCACCUGACACUAAACUGCCUAAGUUAUGUGGGGUCAGAGCACAAAGUAAUCAUUGUUGGUCUGGAUAAUGCAGGAAAAACAACCAUUCUUUAUCAAUUUUCUAUGAAUGAAGUGGUACAUACCUCACCUACAAUAGGGAGUAAUGUUGAAGAGAUAGUGGUUAAUAACACACGUUUCCUAAUGUGGGAUAUUGGAGGGCAGGAGUCCCUUCGAUCUUCAUGGAAUACCUACUAUACAAACACUGAGUUUGUGAUAGUUGUUGUGGACAGCACAGACAGAGAGAGAAUUUCUGUAACUAAAGAAGAACUAUAUAAAAUGUUAGCACAUGAGGACUUGAAAAAAGCAGGUUUGCUGAUCUUUGCUAACAAGCAAGAUGUUAAAGAGUGUAUGACAGUAGCUGAAAUCUCUCAGUUUCUGAAACUAACUUCAAUUAAAGAUCACCAGUGGCACAUUCAGGCAUGCUGUGCUCUAACUGGAGAGGGACUGUGCCAAGGACUCGAAUGGAUGAUGUCGAGACUUAAGAUCAGAUGAUUUUUAAUGACCUGUUUGCACAGACAUUGCUUUAAAAAAAAGAAAAAGAAAAAGCUGUACCCAUGAUUACCUUGACGGUCGCAGAUUUAAUGAGUUAGAUGUAUUUAUAUGGAACUGAUUUCAACUUCAUUUUCUACAUAGAUACAAACACCUAUAUGAAUUAAGACCAUUCAGCAAAAAGAAAGAUGCAGUCGAUGGCUCCAGUUCGGUUUCCUGGUUUUUUUUUUUUUUUUUUUCCUGGGGAUGCGUGUAAAAGCUGUGAUCAACCUUCUUUUCAAGAUACAGCCACUCACAACGGUCUGAUGCUGAGCGUGGUGAAGAUGAAGUGAGAGGAAGGAGCUUUUAAUUUUGAGUUUUAUUAUUCCAUUGUAGUCCUCUCUUGUUGAAUAAGUUGGCUUCAUUAUUCCAGUAAAUUAGCAAGCAAAUCAAUGGCAUAGAUAUCAACUUUCCAGUAUUUUUAAAGUUACUGAUGCUACAGAUGCAAAAAUAUUUUCCUGUAUGUGUACUGUACAUAUUUGUGUAUAUUUAUACCUCAAUUUUAGGUUAAUUGCAAUCUGUUCAGACCAGUGUGUAAAACUGAGUCAAUAUGUUGACAAUAGUACUAAUAUUUGACAUUUCCAACACGUCAGAAGUUCUUUUCUUUUGUUAUCUGUACAGCUGUAAUGUCCAUCCGGCACCUGACUCACCACAACUUUAUAAAGCAAACUCUCUUUUAAGACAAUUGCUUGUUUCUCCCAUGACUUUUUUUUCAUUAGGGAAGAUGCCAUAAAGGAUUGGGACCUAUGGAUUGAAUUUUAAACUGCAGUAUUGGCAAACAGUGAAAAUUUGCCAGAGUUUAAAACAAAACUAACUUUUUAAUUGUAGUUGCCAUUGGAUUCGAUGAUUUCAAAAAGUACAUGUCAUCCUGUCCUGUGCUACCGCUUUUUCUUUUUUGUAGUACAUGUUCAUUUAUGAUUUAAGUCUAGUAAAAGUACCUUUAGCUUUCGUAAAGGGGAAAACGCCUUUUUUUUUUUUUUUCUUUUUCCUUAACCAAAGAAGAGACAUGAAAGUAUUUUUAAAAGUCCCACUGGAAUCUUGCAAAACUAGUCAUACUCUGUAUUAAGUGUUUUUCAGAGGAAGAGGCACACUUCUCUCUGAUACUCCAAAAUGUGCACAUAGAUAUGUGCAGUGGAUUGAACUGGGAAGGGGAAAGGGGGACACAAUAGAUUACACUACUUGAAAAGCUGUGGUCCCACAGAAGUUGCUGGCAGUACUUCUGGAAAAUAACUCCCUUGCAUGAUCCCCAGGUGAGUUAUAAAGAAGUAUCAGAACACUAUGUAAUUAUCUUUUCUCACUGUAUUAUUUAAUGGGAUGGAUGUCCAUACGGAAGAAGCUUGAGAAUUAUCGUUUUAAUGGAUACAGGCUUUUCAUUAGGAUGAAAGUUGGAUAGUUUGAAAUGUUAUCAGUGCUGUGAAAGUAUACAUAGCCUUAAUUGUAGGCUUUUACGUUGGAGAUGUGUUUGAGGAGUAUCGUAAAAUGAAAUAAAACUUUGUUUAAAAUGUCCUUCCCUUUCUUAGCUCAUGAAUUUGAUAAGGAUGGAAAAGGCAUUUUAAAGGAAAAGCUUAGUUUGAACUUUUAAAGGUGCCUACAGACAGCACAUCUUUGUUAGGUGGUAAUGUAGUCAGUACGCCUGCCUUCCCAUUUGACUGCUUUGCUGGGGAUCAUGUUGUGAAUUUGUGGAGGGGCAAAAGGGAGCCAAUUUCAAAAGUCUUUAUUUAAUAAAGGCAGGUAAAGAAUGCAACUUUUUAAUAUGUUUUUGCUAUCUCCUUAUUAUGCUAACUGGGUAGGGAAUCUGCUCUCUGUUAAACAUUUUAAUGUGUACAUGCAUAUGUUUAUAGUGCAUGCACAUAGCUAUUGGUGUUUAACUGGUGUAUUGCAAAAUGUAUACAUGUUUGAAGAAGUAAUUAAUGCAAAGACUUUUUUCACUUUACCUGAUAAUAUCCUCAAGAAACAAGCUCUGUGCACACUUGCAUAUAAAACCGAAUUGUACUUUUUAUAGUCUUAAAUCAGACUUGCUUAUAAACAUAAAUGUUUGGGCUUUGAGUCGUAUGUCUUCCCUUCCAUCCCUUUGACGUACUUCACUGUAGUAUUUUUAAAUUCUGUAUUUUGCCUGAAUGUGCAGGUUUUGUAUGUGUGUUUUUUAAGAAAAUGAGUUUUAAUGGAACAAAAACCAUGGGGCAGUAUUCUUAUACCUACAUUUUGCUGGAAUUUGCUGCUCAUUCCCUUGCUUAAAUUUUUAGGACAUGGUGUAUGUUUUAUAUAAUGAAAAUGUAUUGGUUUUUUUCCAGGUGUAGCCUGUGUUGCGAUACUGUUUACUCUCGCUCUCCUUUUCCCUCUCAGUAUUCUGGCUAUUUCCACUUUCUGUGGCCUCUGCAAUACUGCACGGUCCACUUAAUUUUUAUUUUACAAGGGCCAAGAGACCCUAGCGGGGAGAUGAGAAUAACAGCGUACGUGGAAGACCGCCUGCUAAAGCAAUGUCCCUUGUGCCCUGAAGUGCUUGUAGUCCAAAACGUAGGCAGAUGUCUGUGUGUUGAGCAGUGCACAAUAGAGCCUUGACCAGCUGCAAGAGUGGGUGUGUGUCAUAUCGCAUAUGAGGAGGCUUCUUUUUUAUUUUGUUAUCGCAGAGUAUUUUAGAGGUUAUCUUAGAGGGAAGAUUUGCUGUGUCAGUAGCUAGAAUUUGGUGGUGGCCAGUUCUGUCUGAAGCAUCAGGUUCUCUAUUUGCCGUUUCCAAGAAUGACAGGUUUUGUCUGUGGUAACUGGGUGACUCUCUGUUCCCCCUUGCUAAGCAGAGGUGACAAUCCAAAUUCUCACCUUGCCUGAUUUUUUGACUUUGCUUAAAAUUAAGUGCAGCGAUUCUCUCGAAGCAGGGUAAGAACAGAAUGUCUGCAUCCUUGUGUUGCCGUGAAAGUGUUUUGUAAAAAAAAAAACUACCUGAAAGUGUUUCAUGAAAACAAGUGUAUCUACUCCAAAAACUGAGAUGAUCAUUAGCAGAAUUUAUGAGUAUACACCCUCGUGAUAGUAUUGUAGCUGAGAUGGUCUUUUCCUACACACUUUGCCUUUUGUGUAAGUUUAGUUUUUACGUGUUUUUUUUUUUUUCUUUUUUUAAACUUAGUCACUGGGUAGAGUUGGGGAAGAGUAGAGAAACUUUUGAACACACAAGCCCUUUUUUGUCAUUCUUGUUUACAGCUUUUUCUUUUCCCCUUAGGACAUGUCACCCUUUUUUGCUCAACUGUGUAGUAGUAAAGGAAAUUUAACUUUGUGUUGAUGCUGUUUUCAGUGCAUUCAGUUAUUGUUUAGAAGUCAUUGUCUUAACAAUGACUCAUGAACUUUAUUUGUACUGCUUUUGUGUUUUCACCCUUUGUGUGUGUUGUGUUGUCUUGACCUUCAGCUAAAACUUAAGAUUGCUUACUGCUCUUUGUUCUUCAUAUAAUUCAUUCUUAGGAUAUUAUAGGGAAAAAGGAAUGGCUUUUUAAAAAGGGUUAUUUAAGUUGAUGCUGCAGAAUGCCAUUUUACUGGCAAAAUUAUAGCAGUAAAUCAUAUAUUUCAAUAACUUAAUAUUUUAAGAUGUUUCUUUUAGGUUAGCAAAUAAGCUUGGUAAAUCAGCUGUAAUGUGUGCUGCUCUGUGAUCUGGGAAUUACACAGAUUUUUAAAUUGUGACGGGAGGUAGGAUAUAGAACUUUGAAAAUGUGAACAGGCAUCUAGUAAUCAUCACUAUUUUGUUUUUUUCAGGGAGGCUUAAUAGCUGUUUUCCUAUGCAUUAUGUAGUAUGGUCCUAGGUGUAUGUAUGCACGUGUGAAUGCUAAAUCUAUCUGAUAGGCACCUAAUACAGUCUAUGCAGCCCAAGUGCCUAAAACUAAUUCAGUAAUCAGUUUUUUCCUCUGUAUGUUACAAUUUCCGUUUUCUUUAAAAAUAGAUAUAUUUGUAUAAAAGCAUCUCGUUGUGUUUAAAUGAGUGUUCUUUCCCCUCACUACAUAUCAGAUUUAACAUGAUUUAUGACAAAUUUAUUUUUUGCAAUUCUUGAGGCUUUUUACCAUCUACAUUCCAAGCACUUUACCACUUAUCAGACGUUAUAGAGAUAGCUUCCUUUGUGAAAGACAAUACUAAAUUUAUCCUUGUAACAGAUUGGUUAACUAGAAUUCUUUUCAAGAAACUGUGUUUAAAAACCGUAAUCCAAGAAUACUUGGCCUUGUACGCAUCCUCAUGUAAGUAGUUCCUUUCUAAUUGGCUAAUAAAACAUUAGCUUUGCUAGGCUGUCAGACAAAUUAUGUCUGGAAAAUAUAUUUUUUUCCAGCUAAUUAAAAUGAAUGUAACAUUAAGCCUUUUAAAUGGUGCAUCACUGAGCAUUAUAGGAUAAGAAUGAUGUGAUUUUACAAAGAACGGCACUAAGAAAGAAAAAAUGUCUUUGCAUAGAGUUGUGAUAUGUAUUAUAAAUAUAAAUGUGACUUGAAUAUAAUUGUUGCAGUGAAUAUAUUAAACAUACACAAGUAAGAAAUUA
Struthio camelus australis is the source of this 5093-nucleotide messenger RNA. NCBI's taxonomy places the organism in Eukaryota, Metazoa, Chordata, Aves, Struthioniformes, Struthionidae. The record is from RefSeq and is a predicted model, not a curated record.